Molecule: messenger RNA, 1367 nt
Organism: Paramecium octaurelia
Lineage: Eukaryota; Ciliophora; Oligohymenophorea; Peniculida; Parameciidae
Source: the annotation of a GenBank genome assembly
AAUUGCUUAAAUCAUAGGGAUGGAUAAUAUAUACAAAUUCAAGGCGAGCUCUUCAGUGGGACAUCUGAAGAAUUUGAAUAACGACAAAUAGUUUUAUUCUGAAGAGGAAACCAGCAAAAAGGAGGAGGAGGAGAAACAGCUGAAAAAAGUUAGCAAACCCCCUAGUAAAAUGUCUCAAUUCAGCAAAAACGCUACAGGGUACUAAACUGAUGAUUCUGACAAAGAGACGCCUCGAAAUAAUAAAGUAGGACCCUCAAGUAAAAUAAUCGUGAAAAAUGUUAGAUCAGAAGGUCUCUAAAUUUCGUAAUCUUGUGAAUGCAAAAAAAAUUGAGGGAGACAACGACGAUCCCAAUUAUGACGAUGAUGAUGACAAGCCAACAACCAUCCAAUAGUAAAUGCAACAUGUGCAAUAAUAAAAUGAGGAUCAAUACGAUAUAGAGCAGUAAGCAAAAUAGAUGCAGUAAAAAUAUGCAAAAGUAGAUAAACCAAAGGAGAGCAAGAUGAAGUACAUCAUAUUUAUGAAGUUACAUCUAGACACUCUAACACUCAGUAAGCAAUGGAUGUGAAUUCUGAUGUUGAACAGAUGAAAAACAAAUAACACCAGGAGGGUAAAUUGAAGAAUCAUCCCUUUCGACAUUUGAUAUACGGUCCAAGUAUUGGUGAGAAUUCGUUUAGCAAAUUUUUAUAACUCACUCAACGAGGUUUAGUAUAUGCCAAGAAAUGUCUCAAGGGUCCUUCUGAUAAGUUUAUAAAGUCAAAAAUGGUAUAAUUGCCAGAAUGUGUUAUUGUGAAGCCAAAGACUUUGUUGUUGGAUUUGGAUGAAACCUUGAUCCACAGUUGUUCUCAAAGGGAAAAUCCACAAGUCACAGUAACUGCAUUUGGAGACUAUGGUGAAGAAGCCAAAGUAAUAUUUAUUAGUUAUUUAGAUCCAUUUCAAUAUUAGACCAUUUUGUGCUUGGUUCUUGCAAUAAAUGAGUCAAUUGUACACCAUCUAUGUCUUUACUGCCUCCUCAUCUGCCUAUGCCAAUGCAAUAGUGAAUUAUUUGGAUCCCAAACGACAAUGGAUUUUAGGAAUUCUCUCUCGUGGAAAUUGUAUGGAAACAAAGAAUGGGUUCUUUAUUAAAGAUUUGAGAAUUGUUGGCAAUAAACAAUUGAAGGAUAUGGUGAUUGUUGACAAUCUGGCUCAUUCCUUCGGAUUCCAAAUUGAAAAUGGUAUUCCCAUCUUAGAAUGGCACAACGAUUAAAAUGAUUAAGAACUUAAAUACUUGGCCACCUAUUUGAUGGAAGCAGCUGAUUAAGAAGACAUCAGAGUGUUCAAUACAUAGAGGUUAAAAUUGGAUCAACUUAUCGAAUAUAGUUUAGAAUGA